CUUUUGUUUCCAUUCCAGAUCUGGUAACAGAUUUGCUGUUUCCCUUGGACAAAAUACAGUGAGGUACUCAUUCUACCAUGGGCAGUCUUGCUGAAGCAAACACCAACUUCACUUUGGACUUCUUAAAAAUGAUGGAAGAAAAUCAAUCCAACAAAAACAUCUUUUUCUCUCCGUUGAGUAUCUCAGUGGCUUUAGCUAUGGUCUAUUAUGGUGCCAGAGGUAAAACUGCUGCUGAAAUGGGAAAGGUCCUUCAUUUUGAUAAAAUCACAGAGUCCAGGACAUUGACAAACUUGCCUGCUCAGUGUGACAAACCUGGGGGACCGCACAACCAGUUCAAGGAACUCCUAUCAGCCAUUAACCAACCUGCUAAAAGUUAUACAUUGAGCACAGCCAAUCGGCUGUAUGGAUCGAACACUCACGAAUUUCUCCAGCAAUACAUGGAGUGCAUUAAGGAGCUUUAUCAUGCAGAAUUGGAAACUGUUGACAUUGUGAAUGCCACGGAGGAAGUUAGAAAGAAAAUUAACUCCUGGGUUGAAAGUCAAACAAAUGGUAAAAUUAAGGAUCUGCUUCCUGAUGACUCACUUUCCAAAGAUACUGCAUUAGUCUUGGUAAAUGCUAUAUAUUUCAAAGGAAAGUGGAAGACGGAAUUUAAUCCCAAGCACACACAAGAAGCAGACUUUUGGACCAGUAAGGAGCACCGCAAAAAAGUGCAAAUGAUGGUUCAAAUGGGCAGAUUUAAUUAUGCUAAAAUAACAAACCCACCAAUGGAAGUCCUUGAGAUUCCCUAUGACAAGAAAGAGCUAGGUAUGGUCAUCCUUCUACCGGACGAGAAUGGAACCACAAAAGAGAUUGCGAGGCAACUCACUUAUGAAAAAUUUCAAGAGUGGACCAGUUCGACAGGCAUGCAGAACACAUCGAUCAGGGUUUCCCUGCCAAAAUUCAAGGUGGAAGAAAGAUAUUCGCUCGGUUCUACUUUAAGUAAAAUGGGAAUGGAGGAUGUGUUUAAGUCAGACAAAGCUGAUUUAUCUGGCAUAGCUGGGAGUAGGGAUCUGGUUAUAUCUCAGGUUUAUCAUAAAGCUUAUAUUGAAGUGAAUGAAGAAGGUACCGAAGUAGCUGCUGCUACUGGUGUAGUUGUAAUUCCUGUAAGUGCACAAAUCAUUCCCGAGUUUAAUGCGAAUCACCCUUUUUUGUUCUUUAUAAGACAUAAUGCCACCAACAGCAUUCUUUUUGCUGGCAAAUUUUUCUCACCGUAA
Molecule: messenger RNA, 1253 nt
Organism: Thamnophis elegans (Western terrestrial garter snake)
Lineage: Eukaryota; Metazoa; Chordata; Lepidosauria; Squamata; Natricidae
Product: serpin B3-like
Exons: 8
Coding region: 78-1253 (391 amino acids)
Biological process (GO): negative regulation of endopeptidase activity
Molecular function (GO): serine-type endopeptidase inhibitor activity
Source: RefSeq, a predicted model, not a curated record